ACAUUGUCUCGAGCUGUUUUGGUUAGAGUGAGUCAGGAGCCCGAAAAGCAACAAAGUCGACCGUGAAUUCAACAAAAACAACAUAUAAAAACUCUCUUCUUAUCUUAAGAUCACAUUUAAUUUCAGUUAUGCCAUCCGACAGACCCUUCAAACAGAGACGGAGCUUUGCUGAUCGCUGCAAGGAAGUGCAGCAGAUACGGGAGCAGCAUCCUAAUAAAAUUCCGGUUAUCAUUGAGAGGUAUAAGGGGGAGAAGCAGCUUCCUGUCUUGGACAAGACCAAGUUUCUUGUUCCUGACCAUGUUAACAUGAGCGAGCUGGUGAAGAUAAUCAGGCGUAGACUGCAGCUCAACCCCACCCAGGCCUUUUUCCUUCUUGUGAAUCAGCACAGCAUGGUCAGUGUGUCCACUUCCAUUUCUGAGAUCUACGAACAAGAGCAAGAUGAAGAUGGCUUUCUGUACAUGGUUUACGCCUCCCAGGAGACCUUCGGUUGCUAAGCACGCCACUAGACCCUUGAGGGAGGGACGGCAAAGUGCGAUAAAUGGAAAGACGAAGCAGGCUCACCCAAAUGAACCCCUAUUUUAAAAAAUAAAACCGUCGAUUUUACUUUAUGAAACACUAAAGGGCAAACCGAAGCCCUACAGUAAACACUGUUUGACUUGCCUGAACCAUUUUUUUUUUAAACUUGGUUCAGUUGUGCUAAGGUUUGCGUAAGGUUUUACUUCGAUCCCAUCUGGAUUUUUUCCUCUGCCUUUUAUUUCUUUUAUUAGGUGUGUUAUGUAAAAACUAGUAACAUACGUUGCUGUAAAUAGGUGAGAGUGUGUUUUUUCCUCUUUGUUUUAGGAGAUCAAUUUGCGGUAAGCUUGUCCGUUUGCGUGUACUGUAGUAAUUGCCUGUAACCAGACCUCAGUGGUACUGGUGUAAGAUUGUAAAAUCAAAAUGCAGAAUAAUUCAAUUCUAUUUCUACAGUCAUACCAUACAGAACAUUUUGAUUCUCAAAACAAAACUGUCAUAAGCGGCUCCACAGGAUGUUCUAUAAAUGUCUGUAAUAACUUAAAUAUUGGGCAGUUUCUAAAGCCUUUCAGUAGGUUCAUUUGUGGCCUCCUGUGUAAAAGAGUGUGCCUCAUUUACUGUAAAAUAAGAAUAGCAAAAGCUUAAUGGUAGUUGUAGUGAAUAAACACGAUUAUUUGUACUGUACACACAUGAGCCAGAAGAACAUUUGAAAAGUUAGAUGCAUCUCCUGGCAUUCAGUAUUCUGCAGUCAGUCACAAUAAUUUAUCUUUAGCACAUACAAUUUAAUGCUUUUUUGCACAAUUAAAUCAUCCAAGAGGACAAACUCUUAAUUAUAAUGUUAAUUAGAGCACAUAAUUAUAUUCUCAUUUGUAUCAGACUGUGCUCCGUCACCAUACAAGAUGUAGGCCUUCUGUCAAAGCGCAAAUGAAGGGAUUGCAAGGCACUGCCCUGCAUGUUUUUCUCUCAACCUUUUUGAUAUUGAUUUAUGUUAAAGAUUUGUUAAAAUUUUGUUAUUUAAAGCAAAAAAUACUUUUAAGAUGUAUUGACACCAAAAAAAACGAAAACUGAAAUAUGUAUGUUUAUGUAUGUUUGAAUUGUGUGAAAACAAGUGUGUAUAAAUCAUUGUAUGAAAUGA
Triplophysa dalaica is the source of this 1645-nucleotide messenger RNA. It is a transcript of the gene map1lc3a, whose product is annotated as microtubule-associated protein 1 light chain 3 alpha. Gene Ontology annotation, biological process: macroautophagy; cellular response to nitrogen starvation; autophagy of mitochondrion. The record is from RefSeq and is a predicted model, not a curated record. Lineage: Eukaryota; Metazoa; Chordata; Actinopteri; Cypriniformes; Nemacheilidae. Gene Ontology annotation, molecular function: ubiquitin protein ligase binding. Gene Ontology annotation, cellular component: autophagosome; autophagosome membrane; cytosol. The coding region runs from base 129 to 494 and encodes 121 amino acids. The transcript has 4 exons.